Molecule: messenger RNA, 9633 nt
Organism: Cyprinodon tularosa
Lineage: Eukaryota; Metazoa; Chordata; Actinopteri; Cyprinodontiformes; Cyprinodontidae
Gene: gigyf1a
Product: GRB10 interacting GYF protein 1a
Exons: 26
Coding region: 948-4121 (1057 amino acids)
Biological process (GO): insulin-like growth factor receptor signaling pathway
Molecular function (GO): protein binding
Source: RefSeq, a predicted model, not a curated record
GUCACACGGGCGGCCAUGUUUUCUGAAACACAAACAACAAGAGAAAAGCAGCAGCAGCAGCAGCGACUCGGAGCCAGCAGACACACACACUGAGCGACCGUUGGAGGCGAGGGAAAGAAGAAAAAAAAAACGGAAAUAAAAAAAAACAGAUUUACAGAUAAUAACGCGGAGCAAGAUUAUUUUUCCUCAGUAAUAUUCUGUCGAAUGAAUACGUUUACAGUGUUUAAAAAGACCAAUGCAUACCAUAUAUCGGCUGUAGAAGCGCCGUGCAGAGCAGCAGUCUGAAGGCGUACAAAGGGAGGAGGACAGGAAAUUAAGGAGAUACCUUGAAGGUCUCCGUCUAUCCACAUUUCAGCUGGAGCCAGAGAGGAGGCGGAGGAGGAGGAGGAGGAGAGAAGGGAGCCGGGGAGCACGAGUCGUGCCUGCUUUUGGCAGCUUUUCCAGCAGCCACUUGGGUUCACUUUUCCCCCUCCUGCAUUGCCUGUUUUUGGGCUUUUGUUUAUUGAUGAACCAGUUCAUAUUUUUAACUUUGUGAGAUUCAACUGCUGUAAAACAAAAGAACGGAAACCUAAGAUCUUCAAGAGAGUUUUAUUUUUUUGUUCCAUCAUUGAUUUUCAAGAUUCUUUUUGUUUAAUUUUUUUUUAUGUUUUACAACUUUAUUCAGCUGUGAGUAGCAGGAGCUUCCAUUCUCCAAACUAUCAACGAAAGCCCUUCCUUCCUUAGAUAGGACCUGAUAACCUGGUAUUCCUCAAGCACCUAAAACUGGCAGCUAUUCUCUUCGUCUUUGUGUGUUUGGGGAGUCCUUCUGUGACCACAGCUUAAGCACCACUCAGCCUUCUAGUCACCUAAGCCUAACUAAAGCCAGCCAGCUCUAGCCUGGUCCAGCCCAGUCUAGCCUGCUCCGAUUAUUUGGACAGGAUACUCAGUUCUGUUGGGACGUGAGGAAUAUGACUGCUGAGACUCUUAACUUCGGCCCAGAAUGGCUUCGUGCACUGUCCAGUGGGGGGAGUGUGACGUCUCCCCCUCCUUCCCCUGCCAUGCCAAAGUACAAGCUGGCCGAGUAUCGCUACGGCCGAGAGGAGAUGUUAGCACUUUAUAUCAAAGACAACAAGGUCCCAGAGGACAUGCAGGAUAAGGAGUUUGCUGCUAUUUUGCAAGAUGAGCCCAUGCAGCCCCUGGCACUGGUGCCUCUCACCGAGGAGGAGCAGAGAAACUUCUCCAUGUCCGUGAACAGCGCAGCAGUGCUGAGGCUCAUGGGAAAGGGAGUGGCCAGUGCUGCUCCCACGGGAGUCGUUCGAGGACGAGGGGCCGCUAGAGGUGGUCGAGGCCGAGGCCGUGGUGAAGGGGGAUUCUACCAAAGAAGUAUUGAGGACGCUGAAGUGGGAUUUAGUCGCAGCGUCCGAGAGAUCCACCGCAGCCAGAGCUGGGACGACCGGGGCGAGCGUCGAUUUGAGAAGCCGCUGCGGCGGGAGGUGGGGCGGCCCACUUUUGAAGAAAGCAGUGGUCCCGUGGCUCCGGCGAGGAAGGAGUACACAAGGGCUGACAGUGAUAACUGGCGCACCCUUAGAGAGGAGCAGGAGGAGGAAGAGGGGGAACCAGGAACCAACUGGAGACUCUCUGGACUCCGCAGGGAUGAUGGUGGUCCUCGCUCAGCAGGCUGGCGGGAACACAGCGGUCCAGGUGAAGGUCGCAGAAGGAAGUUUGAUUUCGACUUCCGGGACUCCGAGGGUCACGGUGCUGGCCGCCGGCGUGCAGGGAGCGAGGGAUUUGAGGACGACAGGGACGGCCUGCCUGAGUGGUGCACUGAUGAGGAGGAUGGAGGAAUGGGAACGUUUGACUCUUCUGGAGCCUUCAUGCCGAUGAAGAAGGGUGGCAAGGAGACAAUCCUGGAGGAAGAGUUUGAUUUUAAGGGCAUAGAGGAGGAGGACGAUGAGGAGGGCUUUCCUGAUUCAGAGAGGAGCAAUGGAGAAGGAGAUAAAGACAUGGAGAGUAGAACUCUCCUUCCUGCUGCAGGGGAAGACAAGAUGAAGCCGCCAACACCCUCCUCCUCUCCUCCCCACUGUGCCCCACCGUCACUGGAGCUGCAGCCUGGAAGCGGCGCUCCAGUGAUGGAGAACUCUCAGAUGAACAGCAGCCACUCUGUCAAGGCCAGCAACGUUGCCGGGGACGACGCGGCCUCCGUCGGAGCCUCCAAGGCACAGCUCAGCCCCAGCGUCGCCUCCAACGCCACCUCCUCCAGCCUACCUCCCCCUCCCUCCUCCUCUGCUGCUCCGCUCCACCCUCCCUCUGGGGGAGACACUGAGGACGAUGAAGGCCUGAAACACCUGCAACAGGAGGCAGAGAAGAUGGUGGCUUCACUGCAGGACACUUCUUUGGAGGAUGAGUGUUUCACCCAGGCUCUGCAGCAGGAGAGCAGGAACACGGCGGCUGCUCUGCCGUUAUCUCAUGAAGCUGCCAUGAAGUGGUUCUAUAAAGACCCACAGGGAGAGAUCCAGGGUCCGUUCACCACGGUGGAGAUGUGCGAGUGGUUCCAGGCCGGCUACUUCACCAUGACCCUGCUGGUGAAAAGAGGCUGCGACGAGGGCUUUCAGCCACUGGGGGAAGUCAUCAAGAUGUGGGGCCGCGUGCCCUUCGCCCCCGGGCCCUCGCCGCCGCCCCUGCUAGUGAGGCAGCUCCCUCCAACGCAGCGCUCGCAAUCCACCCGGGGAUCCUCCGGGACUGGGAACCUGGAGCAGGAGCGGCUCAAAAAGCAGCAGGAGCUGGCGACGGCAGCUCUUUAUCAGCAGCUCCAACAGCAGCAGCUAUUCCAGCUCAUUAACAGGUGCAGUGAGCAGGGUAUGAUGCCUUCGAUGAACAGGUCGAUGUCAGUGCCAGAUACAGGGUCCAUGUGGGACAUGCAUACCUCAGCUUCACAGUCGUCAGGCGGUGAAGCCAGUCUUUGGGACUUAACAAUGAAUCCUAAUACUCAGGGUCCAACUCUUGAACAGCUUCAGAAGCUCCAGGAGAGGCGAGACGCCGAACUCAGGGCGAAGCGCGAGGAGGAGGAGCAGCGCAAGAGGAGGGAGGAGAAGAGGAGGCAACAGGAGGAGCAGAAGAGAAGGGUGGAGGAGGAGGAACUCUACAGACGCAAGCAGCGUCAGGAGUUGCUCAUGAAGCUGAUGCAGCAGCAGUCCUCCCAGCAACAGGGUCCUGGAGUGGGAGGCUCAGGUUGGAGCAGCGCCUCCUCUUCUGGGCUUUCCAAGGCAGGGAAGUCUCUGACCAUGCUGGAGAUGCAGGAGGCAGAGAGGAUCUUAAAGCAGCAGCAACAGAGAGCCCAGCAGCAAAGACAUCCCAGUCUGUCUAUGGGGAGCUCCUCCUUAGGCGGGCAGUGGGCCGAUGGAGUCGGCAUGUGGGGCGGUGGUUUGGAGGGGAAAGGCGGAAGCGGAGGCUCGUCCAGCAGCAUGGGGAUGUGGGACGAGGCUGUGAAGAACCAGGGCGGCCUGCGUGGGAACGGCAACAACAACAUGGGCUUGAAGAACAGCCGCAGCAGCCCCUCACUGACUGAUCAGUACAUGAUGCGUCGCAAGAGAACAGAGGAUGAGGAGAAGCUGCUGAAGCUGCUGCAGGGCAUGAAGCCUCAGGACGGCUUCACCACCUGGUGUGAACAGAUGCUGCACGCUCUCAACACCUCUGCCAACAACUCCUCUUCCUCUCUGGAUGUUGCCACUAUUGUGGCUUACCUGAAGGAGGUGGAGUCUCCCUAUGCAGUGCUGGAUUUCAUCCGGUCCUACCUUGGGGACACAGUGGAAGCCAAAGAGUUCGCCAAACAGUUUCUGGAGCGACGUGCCAAACAGAAAGCCAACCAACAGAGACAGCAGCAACAGCUUUCAAAAGAAGUGGGUGGGUUGAACAUGAACUUCCCUCUGCAGGACUCAAUGCGAGGUAUGAAUCCAAGCACUCUGCAGUCCAUGUUUCAGGCCAACCACAUGGGCAAAGGUAGUCUCUAUGACAACCAGGGAGGAAAGAUGAAGAAGAAACCAUCCAUGAUGCUGCACUCUGAUCCCAGCAUCUUGGGUUACUCAUUCCACAACACAGGCGAUUGUCUGGGCAUGAAUGAUAUGGAGAUGGUGGAGGAUUACUGAUGUGACACAGCGCAGCAGCAAUAGCUACCUGAGGCCUUUUCUGUCUUUUAAUCAGACAAACCUGAUGACGAAUGUGCACUGCUGGGGGAACCUGGGAGGGGGGAGGGGGGUGAGUAUGGGGUCGGGGAUUGGAAUAGAAGGGAGCAAGCAUGAGGGAAGGUGUAGGGUUAAUCCCUUUGCCUCCCUCUGGUUAAAAAAGGGCUCCCUGCUGCACCAGUUGAUCACUAGAGCAGGGGAGGGUGAGCCGGGGUGAGGUUAGGAUGGGUAUCCUCUGGCACUCAAAAGUUUAAGCACCUUAUUCUGAACUAAUGCACUUUAUUGAGAUGGGAUUUGACUAGUCGUUUUAUUUCACGGUGUGUGUGUAUACAUUUGUGUUUGGAAUCGAUGCGCGCAGGACGACGCGUGUUCGUACGCGUCGCCUGCCCGCAUCUGAACUGGAAAGCAGGCAAGGAGGCGAAGGAGUCGGCGAGGCGAUGUUGGGUUUAUACAAGUCAGGGGGACCUUUUUUUUUUUUUUUUUGUUCGAACCUUAUCAGAAAGCAAAUCCUUUCUCGAAAGACAAACACUGUUGAUAUUUCUCUUGUUGAGCAUUUUUUUUUACAUUUAUAUAAAAAGUAAAGCUAUUGAAAAAAAAAAUGGAGUAUAAAAAACUUGAAGAUUUGCACUUGCCUAAAAAAAGAAAUGAGAAAAACAACAAAAAAAAAAAUCCAACAAAUGGGGUUAGUUUAUAGAAGUGAAUAUUUUUGUGAAUGUGAGAGAGCGAGUGUGAUAGUCUGCACAAUUUUUUUUUUUUUCUGUUGCUUACCAAGAUGUAUGAAACAUAAAGAGGCCAUUUUGUCUUAUUUUUUUUUUUUUUUUCCAGUAAUUUCUCCUCAUGUUCAUGUUUGUUUGCUCCCCUUUAUUUUCCAAACGGAUCGGGGGGGGUUGGAUUAUUUCAUGUUUGCUUCAAGAGUGUGACUGAACCAGAGAGAGAGGGCAAACUGCACAAACAUCCUUUCUCUCACCAGCUCUUCAUCUUCAGCUAGAUCUUAAAAAAAAAAGAUGCAUACGGUUUGUAAAUGUUAGCUUUGUUGUCAUGACACAAAAGCUCACCGCUGGUUUAAUUCCCUCUGCUUUGCUGCCGUCGGCGGCUCUUAAAGAGCCGGCAGAUGCCGCAGAUCACGAGGGGCGGUUAGCCCGUGGGCGUCUGAGUGAGACUUUCUAUGUAUGCAUGUGUUUUUUCAGAAGAUGUGUUCAUUUACUGUUCAUAGAAGUGAGUUAAGACUACAGGUACUCAUUUUGUAUGUGCUUUUUUUUUUUCUAUGUGUAUGAAUGCACAUUUGUGCCUAAGAACUUUGAUAUAGGGUGCAUGGCCAUUGAGACAUUAACUCUUUUUCGAGAGCGGAUGUGAUGUGUGUCGGUGCUCAGCACAUUGUAUGUAAAGUUUGUAAGUUUAUAUGGUAAAUAUUUCUAGUUGUCUGUUUUUGGGGGGGUGGGGUGAUCCAUCAGAGAGGUUAGUCCAGUUAGUUUUUUUUUUUUCCUGGGGUGUGAUCACGUUGCCUUUUGUCAGCUCUCGAUCUUGUGAAUGAAAGGUGUCGAGCUUCUGACUCUGGAAAAAACAAAAAAAAGAAAAGAAAAAAUACAGCAUCUUUAAUGUGCAACGGCACCAACGGUGCGAGAAAUGUUAGCAUAUUGUGUUACUUCGUUGUUGCAAUUUGAUAAUGCGGAGUUUUUUUUUUUGUUUUUGUUUUUUUUUUAUGAAAAUAUAUAUAGAAUAUAUACAUUAUAUACAAAGUUUAAAAAGUAUUUGGACUAAGAUGAGCACUUGGGGCUGCUAUUUGUGUUGUGUGUUAAAUUUUUUUUUCCCUAAUUUGUUAGAUUUUUGUUUCAUUGCCAUGUGAAGUGUAUUAUUUUUUUUUUCUUAAAACAUUGAAUGUAUUCCAAAAAAUAUUACAAACCCGUGCUGAUUUUUUUUUAUUUUAUUUUUUUUUAUGUAUAUUUUUUCCUCAGAAGAUUUCAAAAAAUGGAAACAGAAAAAAAAAUAGCUUCAGAGAGGUUUUCAUUUCCACAGUUGGAGAAGAAGAAAUGAAAACUAAAACCUCUGGAUGGAUACAGUUGAACACACUGCCUCUACAAUCCUGGUCGUUGUGACUCGGAACUAAAAAGAAAGGACUUUUUUUUUUUUUUUUUUUCUAUUCCAUACUGGAGCUUUGGUUGUUUACAAACCACAUGGAUAACUGUGGGUGCAGUUAUAUAUAUAUAUAUUUUUUUUUUGUUUAAAAAAAAAAAAUUUUUUUGUCUUCGUUUUUGUUCCCACAUGAGGCGGGUGGGGUUUGCAAGUGCGCUUCUGCCAUAUGGACAAUGAGUGGUGUUGGGGUUUUAUUUUUGUUUUGCUUGACGAGUGGCAGGAAUCAGAACAGCAUGGGUGAGCUCCUCAAAGUCGGCCUUGUUAAUAGAAAAAAAAAAAAAAAACCCUGAGGAUGGACUAUGUUUUCUGGAAAACGGAGUACAGGGCAGAAUGAGCAUUGAGGGAACUGAGAGGCCAAAAAAAUAAAACGAGGAGCACACCUGGUUUGUGCGCUCGUCUCCACGUCAACCCUCCUACGCACUCGCACCCUGCUCUCACCGACUCACCUAUGCACUUUUGUUCAUUCAAGCUGUGAGGUACAAUUCUGGGGACGGGAGCACAAUUUACAACAGGAGGAUUGCUACGACUUUGAUUCAAAGUCUCAGAGAAAAAAAAAGAUAUUCCCAAACUGAAACGAGAGACUCGAGAAGCCCCCGUCUUCUCUCACCUCCUGUAUAUAAGCAUAUUUUUGUAUUACCUUUUUGGAAUAGAAAGAAAAAAAAAAAUUCAAAUGGAUGAAGGAAAAUUCAUGAGGCGUUGGACUGAAUGUUCCUCAUGGAGAUGAAACCAAUCGUUUUCAGUAGUUUUUAAUCGGACUCACCGUGAGUUUCCCUUUACACACCACUAACCUUGAAAUAAUUGGGGGGGAUGCAAGGGAAACAAGCAUGGACUGGGUCGUUUGGAGGCGCCAACUCAUGGUUUCUUAUCCAGAGGUUGAGUCAUCAAGUGGCGGACGCUGUCGCCAAGGAUGCUACCACUUGGUUUUCUCAAACUGAUGACGACCUUCAGAGCUGUGAAGUCCCUGCAGGAGGAGAGCAGCAUGGUGAUUGGCUUUGCUUUAUUUGCUGCCCUCUGUGAAGAGGAUUUAAUCCGCAGCCAGCCCAUGAAUCGGCUCACCAAAUCCUGCUCUUUUGAACUUUACCCCUAAGACACUUGUCUCGUUCCCGGACCGAGCGGCCCAUUGGCAUUAUCAGUCGGACAGUUCAUCAACCAUCGCGUUUGGCACGGGGUUCGAUCAGACGCCCUCCAGCGAGGAAGAGGCCAAAUAAAAAAAGGGGCCUGCGUUGCUACAUACAAUGGUCAUAAUCCACCUCAGCCUGAAGCCCUGGAAAGAUGGUUACUUUGACAUGUAUAACCAGCCCUCCUUUCUAAGAAGUCCCAAGACGAGGAAACGCAGAGAGAUGGCGGCUGUCUUAAAUUUGCUGCUGCAGUGGAACUGGAUAGACUUGUACAAAACGAAAAGACUCUAAAACACGACAAAUACACAAACACGUCGCAAAAAUUCUCACGUCCAAAGGAGCGGCAAACAUACACUACAUGCACAUUUCCAGCAGACGUUACACACCAUAGCGAUCCAUGAAUAUCAGCUCGCAGAGAGACGGACGCAUCGGCGCUCACCAGUUUAAACGAUGCGCUUUGUAAAUAAUGUUAAAGUUGGUUUGGGUGACAUUUUGUCUUCUUUUUUUUUUCUCGCAUAGUGGGGUUUUGCUUUAUUUCUUUGUUCAACAUGCCUUAAAUUGUAUAGUAAAGUCUUGAAUGACUAACUGAAAAUGUUCUCAAUGAUAAACUUUAGUUGGAAACCACCUUGCUAACUUAAUUCAGGUUUCAGAAAGUUUUCAACACCUUUUUUUUGCUUCUGUUUGCUAACAGAAUUGUCUAUAGACCUCACAUGUUCAUCCAAUCACCUUUAAAAGUUACUAGCUAACUACAGAGUAGAGCGGCAAGUGUUUUGUUCUUUAAAUCGAUAUUUGCCGGUGGUUGGAUUUUUGUUGCUCUUUUGUUUUCAUGAAAACGCAGAGUGAAUUUUUCUGGAGGUAGUGCUUUUUUUUUUUUUUAAUCUCCUGAAGGAGUUAAGGUCUGUACUCUGGGGAGCUGAGCUGACCGGGUUGCAUUUAAUUAACCGUCCCUCAUCUCACUGCUGCAGAACUGUGUUUAAAGACUCUGAGUGAAUAAGUCAUCCUUAAAUUUUAGAUGCAAGACUCUCCAUACACUCCAAGAAACUUGCAUGUUUAAAAAAAAAAAAAACCUACUGAUUUGCAGGUUUGAGGUACUCUCGUAACUGUACGUAUUCUAAGAAAAAUAAGAAUUUUCUAUUUUAACCUGGGUAUUAUUAAAUGCUUACAUUUAAUUAAUGAUUAAAUGUGCAUAGCGUUGAGCUCCAGAUAUCAGGCACCAAGUGCAGGAUUUAUUUCCACAGAAUGCAUUCCUGCUCAUUGACUGGACAUGCUGUAAAGCUAACAAAAGUCAUAGUUGCAGCUCUUCAACCCAAACCCCCCACUGCUCUGUGUGGCGAUCCAUAUAACCAGUGUAUAUGUACAAUAAUAAAAAAGAUUCCUCACCAUCACAGUUGGAAAUAAUGACAGAUGGUCAUUAAAUUUCUUAAUUUUUAUGUUAAAAAGAAUUCUAAUCUGGUCACCAGAGGUGCUCCAAAGAAACAUUGUCUGAUUCCCAGCUGGAUGAUUCAUCUUUGCUUGGCAGUUGAUCAUUGGUUGAUUUUGAAAGUGAAGCUUUAACUCCCCAUCUGUGCUCUGAAUUUAAAUGCAUCACCAGUCAGAUGGAUCAGAGUAAGUAAAGAGCCUAGAGCGUUGGGUUAAAAGGUUUAAAACAUUUGGCGUUUUUAGUCUGUUUCAGUAUCCUUGCUUACUAUAAAAAAAUGAAUUUUUUUUAAUCAAGGCUUAAUGACCUCCAGGUUGACUAUUGGUCGCCUGUAGCCAUCAGUGGAAAUCUCCAGAAGACUCCCAUUAGGAUUGAACUCAUAAAUUGCAGCUCGAUUAUGUUAAAACAAAAAAAAAGGACCCAUAUGCCAAAAAUAAGACAUUAUGCUAAACGUACUAUAAGCUACUGUGGGAUAUUUUAAGAUGAUUCUCUGCAGCACAAUGCUUUUAUGAUUACAUAAACUGCCGAACCUUUGGCCAAAAAAAAGAAAAGCCAAGAAGAAAAGGAUGACUGGUCGCAGACUUCUUAAAUUCAUCUUGUAGUUAUUAUUUUUUUUGCAGCAUAUUUUUUAAAAAGGAUUUUAAUUGUCACCCAGCCAGUUCAGCUCCCUUUGUUUCGAGUCUUUUGAAUGUUGGAAAAAAAACAGCGAACUGUACAUUUAAUGAAACCGUUUCAGAAAAAAAGAUCAAAUGAAAACUGUAAAUAGUUUGCCUCCUGUUUGAAGAACAAAAUAAAUACUAAAUAAAUGGCA